GCAACUAAUAUUAGGUAAUCGAUUUUAUGAUUGUAACUGAAGUUACAAGCAUGCUUUCAUUGGACUUUAUACUGCAGUGUAAGUGCGGCCAGGCAGGUUUCUUCGGCGCACGUUAGACAUGGCUUGCAUGAGCCCAGCAAACCUGUCUGGCCACACAAGAUACCCGUGCAAAAAUAACAUAGUUAUUUAUAAGUAAAGACUAAUAAAAUUUUAUUAAUGGUGAAUAUAUGUGCAAUGAAACGAAAUUUUUUUAAUAGAAAGUACGAGAGAAGAACUUUACAUUUUACGGCUGAGUCUACUUCUUCUGAAGAGGAAAUUACUAAUAGUAGUUCUCAGUCCGACUGUAGCAAUACAGAUGAUAAUGUUAAUGAUGGUAGUUUUACCCAAGAGACAGAAGAAAUUGUAUCUAUAGUAUCUGAGGAAGAAAAUCAAAUUCUAGUAUCUGAGGAAGAAUCGAGUGCUUCCAUGUUUCAGUUCUUUAGUUCUAAUCCAUUUGAAUGUUCUUUAUUGGAUUCAAUUGUUAACAAAAAGUUUAUGUUUUUAACCUUGUUGUAUUUAAUGAUUAGCAAUUCAUUUACUGAAAUCGCAUUUGAUAGAUUUUUGAAGACUUUGCUGAUUUUUCGCUGUAUAAAUGACAUGCCGUCAUCUCAUAAAAUGAUUCGUAGAUUUGUUACUAAAAAUAUAUUCUCCCAUACUGAACCAACGCAUAAAUAUUAUUGUCAUAAUUGCUGCACAGCUUUAGUUGACACGUGUAAAAUAAAUACUCAUUGUUCAUCCCAUAUCUUUAUAUUGGAUAUCAUUAGCCAAAUGAAACUUGUUUUAUUUCUGAAUUUGGAUGCAAUUAAAUCAUAUCAAUUGGAAAUUAUGUCAGGUAAAAGAAAGAGUGAUUUUAUUUUUAGACCAAAUUUUGUUGAAAAUAUGAAGUCUGCAAAUGUUUUACAUAUUCAUUUAUUGAUGUCAACAGAUGGUGGAGAACCAUACACAAAAAAAAAGAUUACAAUGUGGCCAUUUCAUGCUAUUAUUUUAGAUUUACCAUCUUAUAAAUGAUUCCUAUUUGAAAAUACACUACUUCUUGGUUUAUGGUUCUCAUUAUUAAAACCUAAUUGGAAUGCUUAUUUAAAGGAGUACAUCAAUGGAAAACUGUUUGAAACACCCCUUGAAAUUAACAAUAUCCAAGUAGUUAUUCAUAUUGUUGGUUUUGUUUUCGAUUUGCCUGCAGUGGCUUCAAUCAUCAAUCAUAAGCAGUAUAAUGGUGAAUUUGGAUGUCACUAUUGCGAACAUCCUGGUAGAACAAUUGAAAGAAAACAUGGUUCCGCUAGAAUUUAUUCACAUUCAGAUACAAAUUAUAAUCUUAAAACAUCUGAAAUGUAUGCCAUAUAUGCUAGAUUAGCCGAAAAAUCAAAAGUAUCUGUAUUUGGAAUUAAAGGCUCAAACAUCUUUAGUGACAUUUCAUUUAUUAAAGUGCCAGAUAUGAUACUUAUUGAUGUGUUACAUUUGUUUUACGAAAAUUGCUCAAAAAAGCUUUUAGUUUGUUUAUUUUCUGUUACCAAUAAACACGAAUCAUUUUUUAUUGGUAGUGCAAAAUUAAAUGCUAUGGAAAUCUUACUUGCUGAUCAAAAAAUGCCACAUAACAUGCCCAAGCCAUUAACUAUUAAAUCAUUCACACAUUGGAAAGGCCAUGACUUUAAAAACUUUAUUUUAUACUUAGCAGUUCCAUAUUUUUUACCAUAUUUGAAUCCUGACUGCAUGAUGAUGAUUUAUUCUCUAGUAAUUGGAAUGCGUUUGUGUAGCAGUGAAAUAUGUUUAGAUAAGGUGUUGCUUAUUAGUCAGCUGUUUAACUUUUAUCAAAAAUCAUUGUCUGAGUUGCUUCCUUUAUAUAUGAAUACUAUAAAUGUUCAUUUGCUUGGUCAUGUUAGCGAUAUUAUUAAAAUGCAUGGAAGUGUUACAAAUUACUCAAUGUUUUUUUUUGAAGCUC
Molecule: messenger RNA, 1975 nt
Organism: Hydra vulgaris (swiftwater hydra)
Lineage: Eukaryota; Metazoa; Cnidaria; Hydrozoa; Anthoathecata; Hydridae
Source: RefSeq, a predicted model, not a curated record